UGUGUGGCCCUUGCAAUGAAUUUUCUAGCUCAGCAGAGAAGUAGAGUGCCGUGGGAAGGAUGGUUAGUGUUAGAAUUGGUAAAGAUGGUGGAGAGAGGAGGCAUAUCUCAUCUCCACCCCAUAGGAAUCAGUCAUGGGCAGUUGAUCUUGAUUCUUAUUCCCUCUUGUGAAGUUAAAGGUGGUCAGACAAUACCCCUGUCAUGCCAAUUUUACAGUUGGUGUCAGGAGUGGGAUUUGUUGCAAUGGCUCCAAACUCAGAAGCAUGGGAUUUUGUAAGAGAAAAAAGGAAGGGGUGUGGGAAGUGAAACUUUUGAUUCGUAGGUGGUUACUUUGGUUGUUGUUACCUGUAAUGGCUGAAAGGAAAGUUAUGAUGCAGCUGAGGGGAGAAAAGCUACAUCUGGAGUGGCUCUGGCAAAAGCCAGGCCAGAUAAGCAAGAUGAUUGAUAGGGAGACAAGGUCUUCUGGUUCCACCGAGCCAGAGGCCCAAGGCCAUAUGAAUAUGAAUGGAAAGAUAGUCAAGGGGUGGAGAAGAUGAAACUGGAAUGUUGUAAAAAGUGUUCUGUGUUUAGUAUUAUGUGUUUAUUUGAAUGUACUAUGAAUAUUGAAUGUUUCUCCUCCCUAGUGUUGUAAAGCAGGCCUCAAUGUAUGAUAGAAAUGAAUAUUGGGUAUUAUAGAUUACAGAGAGUGUGUAACUCCACCUUCAGCCAAUACUUGCUUGGAUAUGUUAAAAGGAGAACUAGGAUUUGCCCAAAGAAACACAAGCUUUUUUUUUCCAAGUCAGUAGCCCUGUGUAUAGGGUGGGUGCUUAGGUUGAAAACCUGAGCUCUGCCCAGAUUUGCAUUUGAAAAGACAUGCACACCUACCCAGAUCCACUGAGAGAACAGGAGAUUUGCAUUUAAAGGAAGGACCUCCAGAAAAAAAUACUUUCUCUUUUUCAAUUUCAAGCAAGCAGGUGGUUUGCCUUUGGGUGCAUUGAGGCAGGAAAAAUCAGUGCCUAUUAGAACCCCCUUCCAGGACUGGAAGUUAAAGGGUACCAGUGAGUAGACAGUUUGGUAUGCUUGCUUAUGGUGACCGCCUGGGUCCAUUCAUGAGUGGAAGCGGGGGGAGUGAAACAAUGAAGAAACAGGCUGAAUUUGGACAUGUUCCACUGGAACACGUUGACCCAGCCACAGGGGCUAGGGAUGAGAGAGAGAGAAGGGGCUACCCAUUGUGACUUGGCUUGGAUGGCUAGGGAUGAGCUGACCAGAACCCAGCUGAAUGAAGAGAAAGAUGUUUGACACCAUGAACUGGUGUAGACUGCUGCAAUUUGAUGGCUUGCUCUGGACUGGACUUUGCUUAUGGAUGCGGACACUCAAAGUUCCAAAUGGAACAGAAGAUUCUUCAAGACCAAGGAGAAGAUGCUGUCUCCUCAGUACUAGUUUGAUAGGAAUGGGCAAUUUAAACAUUGGCUAUCUAAAUUGAGGGGAAAUAAAGGCAUGAAGUGGCUGGCUCACACACUUUUGUGAGUGUGCUCACACUCAACAUGAGAGGGACAAGGGAGGAUCCCCACUGAAUAGAUUCCUCUUUUCCUGAUGGGUCUAGGGAAGAGAGGGUGGGGGAAGAUGCUGAUAGGAUUAUAUGAUUCAGUUGGAGUGUUGAUCGUUAACAGAUUAAUUGUGAUUGUAAAACCCGUAAUUGUAGAAGCUGUAAGUGUGAAAGAGUGGACUGAGGGGGAGGCACUGCUAGACUCCAGUACAGUGGCUGAGCCUAAAACUCCUUAAAGGUUUUGCUAUGCUGAUACUUCAUGAGGCUCAGAUCAAGGGAAUAAUCUUCUCUCAGUGAAAUUUUAUCAGACGCCAGGAAGGGUGAAGCCAAGAUGACUUUUGGAGAACCUGACCAGAUCAGAUGGACACCUGCAGCAGGCUGAAUGUCUGGUACCUGAGUAACCUCACCCUGAGGACUCUUUGCCCUACUGAAGGACUAAUUGUUGAUGACUGUUUUGGACUCACAAAAUGAUUGGGAGGGGGAAGUUGUCCUCUAAGUAUAAAAGAACUAUGGCUAGAAAAGUCAGGGGGUGGCCUGCGGUGCCAUGGAUCACGUUUAUAUGGCCUUUCUCAUCAUGGUCUUGUAACUCCCAUCCAAGUGAUUGGAUGCGACUGUGCAAAUAAGGUAACUGUGGCCCAACAAGAGGCUUGGUCAGUUUUGCCAUCCCGCUAGGCUUAAAAUGAGCGGUCCCACAGGCAGAAGGAGAAGAUCUCACCGCCACCAAGAUAGAAGAGCCAAGAACAGAGGGCGUGCUUUGCAUUCGGGAUCCCUGCAUUGAAAAGCUCUUGGAAUCAGGAGACAGAGAGCUGUAACACUGGAGAUGGUGAAAAGUGGUAGUAGCAGAGACAGGAAACAGCACAGUGGGCUUCCCAGGCAGGAGAGAGAAAAAGCUGAUUGCCUUGGGGCAGGAGGCUUGCUGGCAGAGUAGGGUGCCUCUGGGCAUUUGGUGGAUCUAGGUUUGCUGACCCAGGGAACUAGACCUCAGUGCCUUCAGGCAGAGGCUUACUGGCAGAGUGGGGUGCCUCAGGGCACUUAUGGCCAUGCUAAUAGAGUUUUGUAGCAUUUUUACAAUGGGAAAAUCAGACGUUUGCCUCCUCCCCUCCAUUAAACAUAGAACCCCAGGGUUAAGCAGAGAACGGAGUGAAGGUUUAAAUGUGAAACCAGGACCAAAUCUGUUAACCAGGUUGCUUUUGUUGUAUUCUGCUUGGAGGAAAAAAUAAAUUCCUAGUUAAUAUUAAAGAAGGCAGACUGUCACCACGGGUCUAUCUAGGGUUUACACAGAUUCAGCGCAACAUUCUUAAUUUUAGAAUCAUGACUCUAAAGACACAGCAAGAUACUCAGCUGAGGAAGGAUACACCAAUAUCUGUGUUUCUUCUGGAAACCCUGGUGGUGCAGUGGUUAAGUGCUACGGCUGCUAACCAAAAGGUCGGCAGUUUGAAUCCUCCAGGCAUUCCUUGGAAACUCUAUGGGGCAGUUCUACUCAGUCCUGUAGGGUCGCUAUGAGUCGGAAUCGACUCGAUGGCAGCGGGUUUGGUUUUUGUUUUUGUUUUUGUGGUGUUCCUUCUGUGGCAGAGUGGGUUUUUUUUUCCUCACCUUCCUCGGAUGGGGCAGUAGGUUCAUAUCAAGUUAGGAGCAUAGAAGUGGUCAUUAGUAAGGCAGAAAGACCAGAACUGAGGGGUGUGGCUAUAAGGAAUUGUCAGUAUGGACAAGAGAAAGGUUGUUGGUCUUGCAGAAAUACCAGAGGCCACCCCAGAGAGGAACUUUCCCAGAAUGUUUUCCUGUGGAAGACAGGUCUUCCACCUAUUCUCCUACUGACUUCUGAUUUAUCCAAAACUAGACUGAUUAUUUCUUAUAUUACAGGCUCCUAGCCUGGGUGCCCUUGGCAAUACUUGGCAGCUCACUGGUUAAGUGGCUGCCUUGGAGAGUCAAAAGCAGCUCCAUUUCUUUCAGCCCAGCAGCACACAGUCAUACUUAAAAAGCAAACUCUUUUGCUCAGCUGGCUUUAUUGUUUCCCCUUGGUCCCACUUCCCUUUUAAGAGGGCCUAAUACUGCCUUUCCUCGUUACCUUGGCCUCUGUUCUUGGUUGUAGCCUCUUUGGUUCUUGCCCCUUGUCUGGUCCUUGCCUUUUCUUUUCCUGCUCCUUCUUCGCUGUAGGCUGCGCCCUGGCUCCUGCCUCUUCUCUCCUCUCCUCCUCUCUUGCUGGCUGUCUUCUUUGUUUUUAGUCCCUCUUUCCUUCCUUUUUCUUCCAAGUCAAAGCCUCAAUCUCCUGUCCUUUAUAUUUAUUCUGGGCUUCCAGAAGCUUCCAGGUGGGGGCAGAACCCUGGGGAGGAACCCACCGUGCAGUGACUGCUGAAUAACAGAGGCCUUCUAGUCAUGAAUUUUGUUUUUUUAAAAAAAUGGGUAGAAGGUCAAGGGGAGGGGGAGAGAUGACUAGGUGGAGCACAGGGCAUUUUUAGGACAGUGAAACUAUUCCAUAGGCUACUCUAGUGCUGUCAAAACUCAGAGGACUCUACAAUGCAAAGUGUGAACCCUAAUAUGAACUAUGGACUUUAAUCAAUAACGUUGUUGUUAGUUGCCAUCAAGUCAACUGACGCCUGGUGACCUUAUGUAUAACAGAAUGGAACGCUGCCUGGUCUUGUGCCGUCUUCAUGAUCGUUGGUACCCUCGAGUCCAUUGUUGUGGCUAUAGUAUCAAUCCCGCUUGAACUUGUGGCAGUCUCCUGUUGAUAUAUGGCUGCAGUAGUUUUUUGUUUUUAAUUAUCUUCUUUCUGUUGUACAGCAGUAUUUUGCUAGGAUGUAAUAUUAGUGAUAUUGUUCAACAAUUUCUGCAUUCCAUUUGAUUGGCUUUCUUUGGAAGGAGCACAGAUAUAGAUUUCUGCCAGUCAGUUGACCAGGUAGCUGUCUUCCAAACUCCUUGAUAUAGAUUAAUAAGCACUUCCAGCAUUGCAUCCAUUUAUCGGAGCAUCUCAAUUGAUAUUCUGUCAAUUCUUGGAGCCAUGUUUUUCACCAGUUAUACAAAGUCACUAUGAGUCAGAGCUAAAUCAAUGGCAACUAAGAACAAGAAGAUAAUUGUGGCAUCCUGCUUGUGUCUCUUGAUUAAGGAUAUUUUCUGUACCAUCUUACGGACUUAAGAGACACUUGAAUCCCAUGUUGCAAAGCAUGUGAUAUGAAACUAAGUAAGUGAAUUCUCAUGAUUCAUGUGAUCCCUGGAUUAGAAAUGGGUGGCAAGUCCAGCAAGAGGCUGGAUUUGCAGAUGGGCUGUGGUCUGAGUCAUUUUUAGGGGGAAUACGUGAAACACAAACCCCACUUCUGGUUCUGAUAUAGUGACGGCAGGGCUAGGUUUGCUUCAAGCAGGUCCAAGAGGUGCUACCUCUCAUCUCCGCACCCCUACCAGUUCUUCUGCCCAGAACUGAACCAGAGAAAGGGUGAAGCCAUGGAUGAAACACAAUGGUUUCUAUUUCAUCAGAAGUGACAGAGGGCCAUUGAAACUCCUCCACGAGCUCUGCAAGGAGAUUGGAAGCACUAAGCAACAGGAAAACACUCACCAGACUUGACUGGCAAUAGCUAAUGCCUAAAGUCCACAAGCCUUGUCCACAGCAGAAUCAAAAUCCACUUUCUUCCCAAUACCAUCCUGAAAAAGAAAUGAGUUCCCGUCAACGGCCACCGCCAUCAUUCCGCCCAGCACAAAAACAAAUCAUGUCUCCCCCAAACCAGCAGGCAGGAGACGUCACCAUGCACUUCACUUCACUGAUGCUGAACGAACAGACCACCAGCAUGCCACCAGGAGAGAACAGGAGCCAGCCACCACUAGGAGAAAGUAGGAGACAGCCACCACCAGGAGAGAACAGGAGCCAGCCGUGGGCAAAGUGGACCAAGAGCAUCCUGCACAGCCAGUACGAGGAGAAGGUGCGCCCCUACAUCGACCUCAUUGACUCCCUGUGGACCCUGGGCGUGGAACAGGACCUGGCACUGCCCGCCAUCGUUGUCAUUGGGGACCAGAGCUCCGGAAAGAGCUCGGUACUGGAGGCUCUGUCGGGCGUCGCCCUGCCCAGGGGCAGCGGUAUUACCACCAGGUGUCCUCUGGUGCUGAAAUUGAAAAGGCAGUCGUGUGAGUAUGAGUGGAGGGGAAAACUCAGUUAUCGAGACAAGGAACUCCACCUGCACAGCCCGGAGGAGGUGGAACAGGUUAUACACAAAGCCCAGAAUGCCAUCGCUGGUCAUGGUGUGAGCAUUAGUCACGAGCUCAUUCAUCUGGAGAUCACCUCCCCGGAGGUUCCAGACCUGACCCUCAUUGAUCUUCCUGGCAUCGCCAGGGUGGCCAUGGGAAAUCAGCCCCAGGACAUCGGACUACAGAUCAAGUCGCUCAUCACAAAAUACAUCAAAAGACAGGAGACAAUCAACUUGGUGGUGAUGCCCUGUAACGUGGACAUCGCGACCACGGAGGCACUCAACAUGGCUAAGGAAGUGGACCCUGAUGGAGACAGGACCAUAGGGAUCCUGACCAAACCAGAUCUAGUAGACAAGGGCUUGGAAACAGGAAUCCUGAAUGUGGUGCAGAACCUCACGUACCACCUCAAGAAGGGCUACAUGAUUGUGAGGUGCCGGGGCCAGCAGGAGAUCACCGACAAGCUGAGCUUGGCAGAAGCCACUAAGAGGGAAAUAAACUUCUUCCAAACACAUCGGAAUUUCAGAGUCCUCCUGGAGGAAGGAAGGGCCACGGUGCCCUGUCUGGCCGAGAGACUGACCACGGAGCUCAUGGUGCACAUCAAAAAAUCACUCCCAUUAUUAGGACAGCAAAUCCAGGAGAGCCACCAGAGGGCGACAGAGGAGCUGCGUCAUUAUGGCACCGAGGUCCCAGACAAGGAAACAGAUAAAAUGUUCUUUCUGAUUGAGAAAGUCAAGGUGUUCAAUCGAGAUGUCGAAAAACUAGUAGAAGGAGAAGAAGCUGUCAAGGAGAAUGAGAUACGAUUAUAUAACAAAAUCAGAAUGGAGUUUAAAACCUGGAAUCAUGUACUGGCAGCCAACACCCAAAAAGUAAAAAAUAUAGUUCAUGAAGAAGUCUCAAAAUAUGAGAAUCAGUACCGGGGCAAAGAGCUUCCUGGAUUUAUCAACUACCAGACGUUUGUGGCCAUUGUGCGACAGUAUAUCCAACAGCUGGUAGACCCAGCCCUGAACAUGCUCCAGAAAGUUACUGAAAUUGUCCAGCAGGCUUUCAUUGCUCAGGCCAAAACCAAUUUCAGAGAAUUUCCCAACCUGAAUCAAACGGCCCAGGACCUGAUCGAAAAGAUAAAAAUGAGACAAGUAGAGGCAGCAGAAAAUCUGGUCCAGCUUCAGUUCAGCAUGGAGCAGCUGGUUUUUUGUCAAGAUGAGCUUUACCGUGCGAUUCUGAAGGAAGUCCGAGAACGGAUGUCUAACCCACUGGAAAAUAAUCCACAGCUUUUUCAGAGGAAUCAGUUGAAUGUUUUUGGUGCCAGCGUAACGGAUCCUUCAACUUCCUCUAUUACUGAAAUCGGUGUACACCUGAAUGCGUAUUUCACGGAAACCAGCAGGCGUCUUGCCAACCAGAUCCCGCUCAUAAUUCAGUUCUUCCUGCUCCAAGAGAAUAGCGACUGCCUGCAGAAGUCCAUGAUGCACACAUUACAGGAAAAAGAGGGCUACUCCUGGCUGCUGCAGGAGCAAACGGAGACGGCCACCAAGAGGAGGCUCCUUAAGGAGCGGAUCUACCGGCUGACGCAGGCGCGGUGCACGCUCCGUCAGUUCUCCACUUAGAGGAGACAGCCCGCUGGAGGGCGAUGGUGCUCUUGGGUGCUAUCCUUCUGUGCGCGUCCCUUGCAAGCAGAGCUGGUGCCAGAAGCUGCUUUACGCUGAGGGCCAGACUCUUCUGGUGCCGGCUGCAUCCAUCUUCUCUGUGCUCUACACACAUCAGAACGCUUCUCUGACUUCACCCUGGCAGGAGACCCAUGUACUCAGCUGUCACCUCCUCCAGGAAGUCUUCCCUGACCACCAUGAAGAGGUGGGUGGUCCUGACCUUGGGCCCCCAUAGCACUCAAUUAUGGCAUUCUCGAGUACAACAAUAAUUCUUUGUCAUUUUCCCCCAUCGGAUAAUGAGACCCUGCAGAGGGCAAGGAUAAUAUAUUCCUCUUUUGUAUUUCCAGACUCUAAGAGGCACCUGGCACAUUAAAAAAAAAAAAAAAAAGGAUUCCCUUGGAGUCGACGCCGACUCAUGGCAAUCUCAUGUGUGUCAGAGUAAAACUGUGCUCCACAGAGUUUUCAUGGCUGUGACCUUUUGGAAGCAGAUUGCCAGGCCUUUUUUCUGAGGUGCCUCUGGCUGGAUCCAAACCACCAACCUUUCACCUAGCACGUGUAACUUCUUAAUCAAUGCUAUACCUAGAAAGAGUGAGUGUUGCUGAGUGAGGGAGGUGACCCAAGGCUGUCGCUUCGACCCUGACUUUGGUUGUUCAAAAAAGGUCAGUGGUUUGAAUCUACCAGCCACUCCUUAGAAAUAUCCUUGGGGCAGUUCUACUCUGUCCUUUGGGGUUGCUGUGAGUCCAAAUCACCUCUAUGGCAAUGAGUUUGAGUUAGUUUAUCAGGAGUGGGAGGGAGGGAGAAAGGGGAAGGAGUUUGUGUUAAUGGUGGUGGAAUGGUUUGGAAAAAGAUAGCAAGAAUGGUUGCACAACUUGAAGAAUGUAAUCAGUGUCACUGAACUGUCCGUGUAGAAACUGCUGGAUUGGAGUGUGUUUUCUUAUGUAUAUUUUCGCCACAGUAAACAAUAAUAAUAAAGAGAGAGAGAGCUUCUCACCAGUGAUCAUCUCUAGACUGGAGGGUUGUAGGUGAUUUUAUUUUCUUCAUGCUUUUCUGUAUUUUCCAAGCAAUGAGUAUGAAUUACUUAAUAAAAAGGCAAUACAAUACAUAUUCUUAAAGCGAUUAAUAUCUGUAUUGAGGUCACUGUUGGUUCAGUGGUAGAAUUCUUGCCUCCCAUGUGGGGGACUUGAGUUCCAUUCCAAAUCAAUGCACCCGUCUGUACAUGGAGGCUUGUCUGUGGCUAUGAAGCUCAACAAAUUUCAGGAGAGCUUCCAGACUAAGACUAGGAAGAAAGGCCUGGCAAUCUACUUCAGAAAAUCAGCCAGUGAAAACCGAUGGGUCACAACAGUCCCAUCUUAAAAAGGAUCAUGGUGGGGAUGGUGCAGGACCAGGAAGUGUUUUGUUCAGUUGUACAUGGGGUCGCCAUGAGUGAGAGCCUGACUCCACCACAGGUAACAACUCCAUAACCAAGAGAUGACAUUUUUAAUCUAGUGCUAUUAUGCUGGGGUCUUUGGGCUUCUCCUUACAGGCCACAGGAGGAAUGAGGCAACCUAGAAUAGAAUUUGGAAGUGAGGACUAGGAGAAUUUUGA
Loxodonta africana (African savanna elephant) is the source of this 8915-nucleotide messenger RNA. RefSeq names its product interferon-induced GTP-binding protein Mx2-like. Lineage: Eukaryota; Metazoa; Chordata; Mammalia; Proboscidea; Elephantidae. Gene Ontology annotation, molecular function: microtubule binding; GTP binding; GTPase activity. Gene Ontology annotation, cellular component: microtubule; membrane; nucleus. Bases 5091 to 7292 code for a protein of 733 amino acids. The record is from RefSeq and is a predicted model, not a curated record. The transcript has 14 exons. Gene Ontology annotation, biological process: defense response to virus.